Molecule: messenger RNA, 2981 nt
Organism: Mya arenaria
Lineage: Eukaryota; Metazoa; Mollusca; Bivalvia; Myida; Myidae
Exons: 2
Coding region: 935-2200 (421 amino acids)
Molecular function (GO): protein binding
Source: RefSeq, a predicted model, not a curated record
UUCGUCAUUUCUCUUCCAGAAAGUGGAUAUUUAAUUAUAACCCCAAGAGAAUUUGAAAAGGACAACAACUCGUUUAUCAGAUUGGAAAGAUUCGAAGAUAUCUUCUAUGUAGUGAAUUAUAGAUGACCUGGGAUCUCUUAACAACGGGAAGUAACACAGCUGUAGAAAAGGAAUGAAGCAUGGCCAUUUCUCCCUCUGUGGUCAUUUAGCAAAUACUGUCCGACCACGGUGAAACAUGUAAAAAAAAACGUUGAUAAUAAGAAUAACUUUGAGACGAGAGACGAGUCUAUGUUGGAAAGCAAGUUGAAUAAUUACCAUGCAUUAACCAAACCACAUGAAAGUAUGAAUUCGAUAAUAGACGCGUCAAUCCAUGCAUAAUCGUUAUUUUACAUAUAACACUAUGUAUGUGCUUACAAUGUCAGGAUAAGAUAUAAAUCAAAUGCGUUACCAUGAAAAACUGAAGUCAUUUAAGUCCUUUAGAAAUAGAUAUUAAUUGUCAGUACACAAAGACGACAAGCGGCUUCAUCAGAUUUAAGUUUCAAAUAUUCCAAUUUCUUAAUUAAAGGAUCUCAUUUAAUAUACGACAGCGUAGGAAGAUGAAGUCGCGGCUGUUCUUUGCUUAGCACAAUUAUUAGCAGUUUCAUGUGUUGGUGUGUAAAAACGAAAACACCCGAUAUAAUUAAAUUUAAUAUAGUAUUAGUAAUAUGGAUGAACCAAAUACAGCGGAAUAAUUAGUACGUAUAUUCUAACAGGAAGGAGAGUUAUAGGUGCAUUCUUCGUCAAUUUAUUAUCUACAAAUUAAAAAAACUAAACGAUCCUGCCUGUCAUUAAACCCGUAGAGUGUGAUAAUAGAUCAGGUGAACAAUCGAUGAAUAAUUGAGACGCUUUCAGAGAUUUCAAUCUGGUUUGAUAUUUCACCACUUCAAACUGACAAAUGAUAUUAAAUAUGGAAACUUCAACUUUGUUCGAAGACAGUUUCGUCGACACAUUUGAUGUUUUAUCAUCUUCAGACUCGUCAAUUCAAGUGGGUUGGAAACUAAAAGCGGCAAAUAUACCUCUAGUGCGGCAAUUUCAGGUGCAUUAUCAAAAGGUUGCAAGCCAAUAUAUUCAAUACGGACCAUUGCUUCACUCAAAUGAACGUGAAUAUGAAGUAGAACAUUUAGUAGCAGACACAUACUAUAAAAUUUGCCUCGUUGUGUACACAAGCAAUACAACAGAUUAUCGAGAAUGUACGGAUGCCUCAACAACAAACUGGCAACUACCUGUUUCAGUGGGAAGCAGCAUAGGGGCUGUGUUGGCCCUUUCAGUUAUUGUACUUAUCGUCUUGUUGUCAAGGUGCAAAGUUCCUCUUCGAUACAGAGGAAAGAAAUCGAAAAGCUCAACUAGAUACGACACAAUUUCAUCGAUGUACCGUGAUGAUCAGUUUGAGUGUAGUGAAACUGUUACACACGGCAAUGACGACGACUUUGUGUCCGAAUUUGACGACGAAGCAUUCUAUGAAGUUCCUCUUCAUGAUCCUACACAGUCAAUGCGGACUGUGAAUCCUGACAAAUUAGCGAUACAAAACGGCCAACGCCAUUGCCAUGUACAUCCUCACGGCCAGGCAAACAGUCAACAUAGAAAUUCAUUGGGACGGAUAAACUGCUCACAGCCCCAUCAUCAUACGCGACAAUUUCGGGCAUACUCUAUACAAGCUGAUGGUAGUGUUUGCUUUUUUAAUCAGCCAUGUUCACCUUUAGCGAAAGAUCCGAAAAUACCGACGUUUAUGAGACAGGACUCAAAACAAGACGAAACUAUUUCCCCCACAGGAUAUAAGCAUACGCCCAAUACACCUUUCACACGUUCGAUGUCGCUUAAAGAAUAUCCAACAACACGGUCAGAUAUUACCAUGCCAGAACAAAAGGUUGGCUCACCACCCGCUCAGGCUUUUACAUUCAUCGACGAGAUUCCAGAAGUUUUUUCAUCGAAAACAUCUUCAAAGUCCAAAAUGUCUUCUGAGGUAUCAGCAACUACACCAAGCAGAGCUGUAAAGCGUUUGCUCAUCACUGAUAUUGACUUUGAUGAUGCAGAUAUGAGUAAGUACGGUGCCUCGGGAUGGGGUCCGACAUCAAAUGCUACUGGCAAGACGAUAGAAAUGACGUCAACGAAUCGAAUGAUUAAAUUACCCGAUAGUGUUUUGCUCGAUGAGCACACAGUGUAAUAUUGAUGCAGUUAAAUAGUAUGAAAUAGUAAUUUUUGGGCUAUGGUGUACGCAUUAUACGUGAUAAACACCAGAUAAAAAAAAAGAAAAAGAAAACACAAAUGCAAACAAUUGUAUCUUUGAUAUUGUAUGAAACCAGAUAAAAUAUUUUGGUAAAAAUGCUAUUUUAUUUACUAAAUUCAUUCCGUUAUAUCGAGUUAUACCACAAAUCGUUACAAUAAUUACAAGUAAAGAUUUUUGUCAUUACUACACUCAGAAAUACACUUCAAAUGGUCAAAACACAAAUCACAUUUGUAAAUACGAUGAAAAAGAGUAGUUCUCAAGGAAUAGUGUAAGAAACCUAAAUAUUUGAAACAUUUUCACCAAAUUAGAUUAUCUUUUACCCGUUAAAUUAUUCGUUAUAAGGAUUCCACUUUAAUGUUAUACUGCUCAAAAGUACGUGCAAAUGCCGAUAAAUAAGGAAGAUCUCAAUAUUAAGACAGGUGCGUUUAAGUGCAAAGUCCAGCAUGUGAUCAUAUAACAAACAUGUAUAUAGUGUAGGUACGGUAAAGUGCAAAGUCUUACAUAUGAUCAUAUAACAAACAUGCAUAUAGUGUAGGUUCGGUAAAGUGCAAAGUCUUACAUAUGAUCAUAUAACAAACAUGCAUAUAGUGUAAGUACGGUAAAGUGCAAAGUCUUACAUAUGAUCAUAUAACAAACAUGCAUAUAGUGUAAGUUCGGUAAAGUGCAAAGUCUUACAUAUGAUCAUAUAACAAACAUGCAUAUAGUGUAGGUACGGUAA